AGACAGGAGGAGGAACAACUUAUUAGAAUUCAUCAGAUUUUGAUAUAAUGGGUAGAGGGCGGGCACCUUGUUGUGACAAGAGUAAGGUGAACAAGGGUCCCUGGAGCCCUGCCGAGGACUUGAGACUUAUCACUUUUAUUCGGAAUCAUGGCCAUGGCAACUGGCGUCAUCUCCCUAAACAAGCAGGGUUGUUGAGAUGUGGAAAAAGUUGCCGUUUGAGGUGGAUCAAUUACCUAAGUCCUGACGUAAAGAGAGGGAAUUUCUCCAAAGAAGAAGAGGAAACCAUAAUCAAGCUACAUCAAUCUUUGGGAAACAAGUGGUCGAAAAUCGCAUCUCAUUUGCCUGGAAGAACGGAUAACGAGAUUAAGAACGUGUGGAAUACACAUUUGAAGAAAAGAUCAAUAUUGGGUAGGAAAGAUGCCAAUGGACACAAAGAUGAUCAGACAAAGGAGUUGUCUGUAAUCUCUUCCCAAUCUUGUUCCUCGACAACCGACGAGGAGCAGAAAGACGCAAUAUCAUCUUCGUCCUCCAUUUCAUCUUACGCGUCGAAUGACUCGAACUCCAAUCAAGUUGAUGUUUCCAUGCCCAACGAAGACCCGAAUUCGUUGCUUGAUUUUCCAGGACCCGGUUAUCAUAAGAUUGAUAACGCGGCCGCAUACGAAGGGAACAACCAAAGUGUCAUUUCAGAUGAUCAAGUCAUGUUUGAAAUACCAUUGGAGCCUGAUCUUGAUUUAUGGGGCAUGUUGGAUAACCUGGACCCUUUCCAGUACCCCGAUGACUCCCUACCACGAGAUUUCGAGGCUUCCCACAGCUCGAACUUAAGAGACGUUGAAUAUUGUGAUGGUACGGAAGAAAUUGACCAAUGUAGUAAGUGGUUGAAAUACUUGGAAAACGAGCUUGGACUAGCGGAGGCAACUAGCGACGGAGGUCUCCACCACAAUCACGAUCUGUCAAAAGAUGCAGCUGGAGAUCAAUUAGGCUCAGAGACGAUUUUGGGACCGGAAAUUAAUGACCCUGCAGAUUGCUAUUUUCAUUUGUGGCCCUCUUCCCCUCAAAAGUUUUGGGAUCUAAUUUCCUAGUCAAUUCUUAUAUAUAUAUAUAUAUGUGCUUGGUUCGUGCUAAGCAGACCACAAAUACGCAUUUUAUUUAGGAAAGAAAAAACAAAGUAUAUGAAAGUCAAAAUCUAAACAGAAACGAACUGAGGCGUUCAUCUUGUAUAGGCAGGCACUAUAUAUAUGGUCAAUCAUCCAUAUUAGCCAAUCCAAGUGGAACGCGUCGGCAAGUUAGAUUUUGAGUGCUUGUUCCAGUUUUUUCUUCGGAUACUAAGAUAUCCCACUUGAAAAGAAAUAUUGCAGUUGCUAGCUCAUAUAUAUAGUAUAUUAUAGUGCUAUAUAUAUAUAUACUAGCUAGGGUACUCUAUCUCACAUGUACUCUCGAAACAAAUUAGUAGUAAAAAGCUAAAUAGAGCUACUGUAUUUGUCA
Rhododendron vialii is the source of this 1482-nucleotide messenger RNA. Its product is annotated as transcription factor MYB58-like. The record is from RefSeq and is a predicted model, not a curated record. The transcript has 3 exons. NCBI's taxonomy places the organism in Eukaryota, Viridiplantae, Streptophyta, Magnoliopsida, Ericales, Ericaceae. The coding region runs from base 48 to 1079 and encodes 343 amino acids.